GAAUCUCUCUGGGACGCCAUGCCGGACCAGAUCUCCGUGUCGGAAUUCGUGUCCGAGACCAAUGAGGAUUACAAGUCACCCACCGCCUCCAACUUCACCACCCGGAUGGCCCAGUGCAGGAACACGGUGGCGGCCAUCGAGGAGGCUCUGGAUGUCGACCGAACUGUUCUCUAUAAAAUGAAGAAAUCUGUAAAAGCCAUAAAUUUAUCUGGUCUGGCUCACGUGGAAAAUGAAGAACAGUAUACACAAGCACUGGAGAAGUUUGGUGGCAACUGUGUUUGCAGGGAUGACCCAGAUUUGGGAACAGCGUUUUUAAAAUUUUCUGUGUUUACAAAGGAAUUAACUGCACUCUUCAAAAAUUUGAUUCAGAAUAUGAACAACAUAAUCACUUUUCCAUUGGACAGUUUGCUGAAGGGAGACCUGAAAGGAGUAAAAGGGGACCUGAAAAAACCCUUUGAUAAAGCUUGGAAGGACUAUGAAACAAAAGUUACAAAAAUAGAGAAGGAGAAAAAAGAGCAUGCUAAGCUGCACGGAAUGAUUCGUACAGAAAUAAGUGGAGCUGAAAUUGCAGAAGAGAUGGAGAAAGAAAGAAGGUUCUUCCAGUUACAGAUGUGUGAGUACCUGCUGAAAGUCAAUGAAAUCAAGAUUAAAAAAGGAGUGGACUUGCUUCAGAACUUGAUCAAGUAUUUUCAUGCUCAGUGCAAUUUCUUUCAGGAUGGGUUAAAAGCAGUUGAAAGUCUCAAACCUUCAAUUGAGAUGCUCUCAACAGAUCUUUAUACGAUUAAACAAGCACAAGAUGAAGAACGAAGACAAUUAACGCAGCUCAGAGAUAUUUUAAAAUCAGCACUCCAAGUUGAUCAGAAAGAGGAUUCUCAGAUUCGUCAGAGUACAGCUUACAGUUUACAUCAGCCUCAGGGAAACAAGGAACAUGGCACUGAGCGGAGUGGCAGUCUGUACAAGAAAAGUGAUGGAAUCAGAAAAGUGUGGCAGAAAAGGAAGUGCUCAGUUAAAAAUGGUUUUCUUACAAUUUCCCAUGGUACAGCUAACCGACCUCCAGCAAAACUCAAUCUGUUAACCUGCCAAGUGAAAACAAACCCAGAGGAGAAAAAGUGUUUUGACCUCAUAUCACACGACAGAACAUACCACUUUCAAGCAGAGGAUGAACAGGAAUGUCAAAUAUGGACAUCUGUGCUGCAAAACAGCAAAGAGGAAGCUUUAAAUAAUGCAUUCAAAGGAGAUGAUAACACAGGAGAAAAUAAUAUUGUCCAGGAAUUGACAAAAGAAAUUAUAUCUGAAGUCCAGAGGAUGACUGGAAAUGAUGUUUGUUGUGACUGUGGAGCACAAGAUCCUACCUGGCUUUCAACAAAUUUGGGAAUUUUAACUUGCAUUGAAUGCUCAGGAAUCCAUAGAGAACUUGGUGUUCACUAUUCCAGAAUGCAAUCACUUACAUUAGAUGUGCUGGGAACAUCUGAACUUUUGCUUGCAAAGAAUAUUGGGAAUGCUGGAUUUAAUGAGAUUAUGGAAUUCUGUCUUCCAGUUGAUGAGAUGGUCAAGCCUAAUCCAAGCAGCGACAUGAAUGCAAGAAAAGAUUACAUUACUGCCAAGUAUAUUGAGAGAAAGUAUGCAAGGAAGAAGCAUGCAGACAAUGCAGCUAAAUUGCACGCUCUUUGUGAAGCAGUGAAAUCAAGAGACAUUCUUGGAUUAGUUCAAGUGUAUGCUGACGGCGUGGAUCUCACAGAAAAAAUUCCACUGGCCAAUGGCCAUGAGCAAGAUGAAACAGCGCUGCACCUUGCUGUUAGAUCAGUUGAUAGAACAUCCCUUCAUAUAGUUGACUUUUUAGUGCAGAACAGUGGCAAUCUAGAUAAGCAGACCUGUAAAGGUAGCACAGCCCUGCAUUACUGCUGUCUAACAGACAACGUUGAGUGCCUCAAACUGCUGCUGAGAGGGAAGGCUUCUAUUGAAAUAGCAAAUGAAGCAGGAGAGACGCCACUUGAUAUAGCUAAACGUUUAAAACAUACUCACUGUGAAGAGUUGCUUACUCAAGCACUAUCGGGAAGAUUUAAUUCUCAUGUUCAUGUAGAAUAUGAAUGGCGAUUACUUCAUGAAGAUUUGGAUGAAAGUGAUGAUGAUGUGGAUGAAAAGCUGCAGCAACCCAGUCCCAACCGGAGAGAGGACAGGCCUGUCAGCUUCUACCAAAUUGGAUCAAACCAACUUCAGCCUAAUGUAGCAUCCUUAGCAAGAGAUGCAGCAAACAUUGCUAAGGACAAGCAAAGAGGAUUUAUGCCAAGUAUAUUACAGAAUGAAACAUAUGGAGCAAUACUCAGUGGCAGUCCACCUUCCAUUCAGCCUGCAGUACCUGUUACAAGUAGUGCACCUCCUCUACCUCCAAGGAAUAUUGGCAAAGUUCUUGGCAGUGGUAUUCAGACAAUUUCUUCAUCUAAUGCAAUGUGGAAGACAAAUUCUUUAGGAGUGGAAAGUAUAAGCAGGCAGAGGUCUUCAUCAGAUCCACCAGCUAUUCAUCCCCCUGUGCCGCCAUUGCGUGUAACAUCUACAAAUGUACUUUCUCCAGCACCACCACCUCCAGUGGCAAAGACAGCCAGCAUUAUAGAGGCUUUGAACCAGCAAUCAAAACAGCAGCCAGCUCUUCCACAAACCAAGCCAACCCCCCCACCACUGCCCCCACAACCUCCUAGCAGAAUCUCUCAGAGAAAGCCUAUUCCUGGGACUGAGAAGUCAUCUGGCUUAACUAACAAAGGGCAGACCAGAGGACUUGGGUCUCUACAACAACCUGGUAAUUGUGCAAAUACUUUGGCACAAAUCCAGCCACCAGCACCAAUGCCAAGGAAAUCACAAAUAUCAAAAACUAAACCCAAGAGGGUAAAAGCAAUUUACAACUGUGUAGCAGAUAACCCAGAUGAGCUGACUUUUUCAGAGGGAGAUAUUAUUGUAGUUGAUGGUGAAGAAGAUCAGGAGUGGUGGAUUGGUCAUAUUGAUGGAGAUCCCAGUCGGAAAGGAGCUUUCCCUGUAUCAUUUGUGCACUUUAUUGUUGACUAG
Messenger RNA from Cinclus cinclus, 3054 nucleotides. It is a transcript of the gene ASAP2, whose product is annotated as ArfGAP with SH3 domain, ankyrin repeat and PH domain 2. NCBI's taxonomy places the organism in Eukaryota, Metazoa, Chordata, Aves, Passeriformes, Cinclidae. The coding region runs from base 19 to 3054 and encodes 1011 amino acids. The record is from RefSeq and is a predicted model, not a curated record. Gene Ontology annotation, molecular function: GTPase activator activity; protein binding. The transcript is spliced from 29 exons. Gene Ontology annotation, cellular component: cytoplasm. Gene Ontology annotation, biological process: positive regulation of GTPase activity.